GGCUUCCGGUCGGCAUUUUGUUCUGCCAGAGAGAGGGGGAGAGUCUGAGUGGAUCUCUUUUAUCACCGCGUCAAUAGUCUCUGAGGCUUUUUUUCGCCGCUGAUUUUUUGGCAAAAAUCGCUCGGAAAUAUACAGCGAAGCUGAUUCGGGGCUGGAGGAUUUAGGCGAAGGGAGGUUGGCGGUUGGACGGAAUGUUGUUUACCUCCCCGAAGGCUUCAUGUUUGCCGUGAGAAGGAAGAAGAGCGAGCCCUCCCGACCCGGAUUAUUGUUGUUAUAUUACUCGGAGUAGCUGUAAAGAGCGACAGAGGAGCUAUCGAGCCUGAUCGGAAACGUUUGCUGCAAUUUAUUUUUUUAAGUUGAACCUCCGAAUCCUGAGCAGAAGGGAGAUGUGAAGUCUGGUCGGAGAGCAGCGACACUGAGCAUCCUGCACAUCGACGCGGCCCCCCCACCCCCAUCUUCAGCAUGAAUGGGGAUAUGCCUCAUGUUCCCAUUACCACUCUUGCUGGGAUUGCUAGCCUCACCGACUUGUUAAACCAGCUGCCCCUGCCUUCCCCUCUCCCUGCCACCACCACUAAGAGCCUGCUGUACAAUGGGAGGAUCGCCGAAGAGGUCAACUGUCUCUUGGCCCGCAGGGAUGACAACCUUGUCUCCCAGCUGGUCCACAGCCUUAACCAGGUUUCCACCGAGCACAUAGAGCUGAAGGACAACCUGGGCACUGAUGAUCCGGAGGGCGACAUGCCGGUGCUGCUGCAGACGGUGCUGUCUAGGAAUCCCAAUAUCUUCAGGGAGAAAAGUAUCAUGCAACAGCCAAUGAUGCCACCAUACAAGAUGUCUCAGAAUUCCAUUCAUGGCAGCCCAGCAUCCACAAACUACCAGCAAACCACUGUUACUCCCAGCCCUCCCAGCGGUCGCUUCGUUCAGCCUCAAACGGGAUCCGGCGCCCGAUUUAUGCCCCAGCAAAACAGCCCUGUGCCCAGUCCCUAUGCUCCACAGAGUCCCGCUGGCUACAUGCAGUACCCUCACCCUCCCAGCUACUCACAGCACCAACAGAUCCAAGUCUCUGUGGCUAGUCCUAUGGUGCCUGGGGGUAUAAGAAACAUCCAUGACAACAAAGUGUCUGGGCAAAUGUCAAGUAACUCCUCCAAUCACAACGCACGACACUGCUCCAAUGAAGAGUACAUGAACAUAGUCCACAGACUGGGAAGUGAGGAGAGUGAUCCUUCCAUGAGAAAUGCAUCCUUCCCUCUCCGAUCGCCCCAGUCAGUGUGUUCUCCUUCUGGAAGCGAAGGGACUCCAAAAGUAGGUUCUCGGCCACCUCUGAUCCUUCAGUCCCCGCCCCCAUACACCUCACCACGGGACGCCGCUUCGGACCUACUGUUGGACUCGCCUGAGCGUAAGAAGAAGCAGAAAAAACUAAUAAAGGAGGAAGGUGACAAAGGUGCCAUGUACGACAUUGUCAGCUCUCCCUCAAAAGACUCCACCAAGUUGACGCUAAAGCUAUCGCGGGUAAAGUCAGCCGAGACGGAGCAACCCGGCGAGCUGAUGCCUGCUGGCAUGGAACAAAACUCGGACGGCGAGAACGAUCUGCCCUGCAACAGUUUUCGGGAACAGUCGGCGUACCAACAGGUGACGGUGCUGCAGAACGCAGGUGCUGUAGCAGCCAAACAGCCCGGAGCAGUCAGCGGGACACCUUUUGACGAGGCUGAAUUGGACGCCCUGGCCGAGAUAGAAAGGAUAGAGCGUGAGUCGGCCAUUGAGCGGGAACGCUGCUCCAAGGAGGUUCAGGAUAAAGACAAACCUCUAAAGAAGAGGAAGCAAGACUCAUACCCUCAGGAGCCUGGUGCUGCUGGUACUGCUGGAGGUCCAGGAGUGGGUGGUGGGGGCAGUGCAGGGAACAAACCGACUCCCCAGGAGGCCAGCGCUGCCAGUAAUGGGGCUAACCGUCCAGCGCUCAUGGUCAGCAUAGACCUUCAGCAGGCAGGCAGAACAGAGAGCCAGCUUGACUCCUGCCCCAUGCCAGCCCAGGAGGCCCAGCGUUGUUCUGAGGACAGCACAGACUCUGGGGUACUGAGACUCAAGUCAAAGACCGAUGGGGAGAUCCAAUCAGCCCCAGACGGCAGGCCUGAAGUCAUCAAACAGCAGAAAACUUUGUCAGAUGCUCGCCCCGAGACGCCAAAACACAAGCAGGACAGUCGGCGUGAGUCCUCUGGAAAGCAGAGCUCAGACAAACGUCCAGAAUCGUCAAAGCACAGGCACGACAGCAAGCCUGACAAAAGUCGACCCGAGACUCCAAGGAAACCUGACGGGCGCACUGAAGUCUCCCGGGAUGGGAGGGAAGAGAAACACAAAGAUCGUGAGCGGGACAGGGACCGUAGCAGUGACGGCUCCAAAAUCCGACGGCCGGACACACCGAAAUCGUCCAGCAGGUCAGAGCAGGAUCGCUCCAGUCGAGACAAAGACAGAGACCGCGAGCGGAAAAACCGGCCUGAUUCCAGAGAGCACCGAGACAGACGUUCUCCCGAGCACCGCUCUCGACCUGACAGUCCCCGUGUGAAACAGGAGAGGGGAAACGGUUCCGACUCAAGCCGUCCUCGUACUGACCUCAAACCACCCAGCAGCAAAGAGGAAAGGCGAAGUUCUGAUGGGCACAGAAAAAGCUCUGAUGGCUCUAAGCAACCCUCCUCUGACAGUAAGGUUAGUGAGUUCCCUGAUUACCUUCUCGGUGGCAAGUCUGGUGCUUUGAAGAAUUUUGUCAUUCCCAAACUGAAGCGUGACAAGGACGGGAAAGAUGGAAGGGAUGAUAAAGACAGUAAAGAUGGGAAAGACAGUAAAGACAGAAAGGAAGGCAAAGACGGGAGAGACAGAAAGGAAGGAAACUCGGACACCCGGCGAUCCGGGGAGAUAUUUGGCCAACCACGGGUAAAACUGGAGAGGCUAGGCCUGGAGGACAUCACCAAACGGCCAAAACCUGUAGUGGUUCUGCAGAAGCUUUCUAUUGACGAAGUGCAGAAAAUCAUCAAAGACAGACAUUCAGGCAGCUCCAAAUCCAGCAAGAACAGGCCUUCCUACGGAAAGUCUUCAAAAGGGGGCAUUGAUGAGUCGGUGCUCAAGGAGCUUCCUCCUCAUCUGCUUGCAGAAAUCGAGUCCACCAUGCCUCUGUGUGAGAGGGUGAAGAUGAACAAACGCAAGCGCAGUACGAUCAACGAGAAGCCCAAGUAUGCCGAAGUCAGCUCGGAUGAAGAUGGUGGAUCAGAAUCCGCUCCCAAGCGAUCAAAGAAGGACAGGGACCGGACGUGGGAGUUUGAGGACAGAAAAGCCGGAGAGCGCAGACGGAGUGGAGGAGGCCACCAUGAAGGUCGCAGAGGCUCAGGAAGCCGAUACAGAGACCAAAGUCCGGAUGAUUCUGCCGAAGAGACUCCCCCUCCCAGCAUGAGUGACCUACUUAAAAAGAUGAAGAUGAAGGAGAAGCAAAAGAAGAGGAAAGCCUAUGAACCGAAGCUCACUCCAGAAGAAAUGAUGGACUCCUCUACAUUCAAGAGGUUCCUGGCAAGUCUGGACAACAUUUUAGAAAACCUGGAAGAUGUUGACUUGACUUCAUUAAAUGCAGAUGACGAUGAGAUUCCUCAGGAGCUGCUCCUCGGGAAACACCAGCUGUCAGAGCUGAGCAGUGAAUCAGCCAAAAUCAAAGCCAUGGGCAUCACACAUAGGAUUCCAUCUGAUAAGCUCGUGAAAGUGCUGGGCAUAUUAGAAAAGAACAUCCAGGAUGGUUCAAAGCUCUCCACGCACAUUAACCAUGAUAACGACGCAGAGGACGAGGAACGUCUGUGGCGGGACCUCAUCAUGGAGCGGGUCACCAAAUCCGCUGACUCCUGCUUGACUUCUCUGAACAUCAUGACCUCGCUGCGCAUGCCCAAGGCCGUCUACAUUGAGGAUGUGAUUGAGAGGGUGUUACAGUAUACAAAGUUUCAUUUGCAGAACACACUCUACCCCCAGUAUGACCCUGUCUACAGAGUGGAUCCUCAUGGAGGCGGUGUGUUGAGUUCGAAAGCUAAGCGAGCCAAGUGCUCCACACACAAGCAAAGAGUAAUUGUCAUGCUCUACAACAAAGUGUGUGACGUUGUCAGCAACAUCUCAGAACUGCUGGAGAUCCAGCUACUCACAGACACUACAAUCCUACAGGUCUCUUCCAUGGGCAUCACUCCAUUUUUUGUGGAGAAUGUCAGCGAGCUUCAACUUUGUGCCAUUAAGCUGGUCACUGCAGUCUUCUCCCGAUAUGAAAAGCAUAGGCAGCUGAUCCUGGAGGAGAUCUUCACAUCCCUCGCCAGACUGCCCACCAGUAAAAGAAGCUUGAGGAACUUCAGGUUAAACAGCAGUGAUGUUGAUGGGGAACCCAUGUAUAUCCAGAUGGUAACUGCUCUGGUGCUUCAGCUCAUUCAGUGUGUGGUGCAUCUGCCCACAGAGAAGGACAGCACAGAUGACGAGUAUGAAAAGAAAGUGGACCAGGAUGUCCUCAUCACGAACUCAUAUGAGACUGCGAUGAGAACAGCCCAAAACUUCCUUUCAGUUUUUCUCAAAAAGUGUGGCAGCAAACAGGGUGAGGAGGAUUAUCGGCCAUUGUUUGAAAACUUUGUGCAGGAUUUGCUCUCGACAGUCAACAAACCAGAGUGGCCUGCUGCUGAACUGCUGCUCAGUCUCCUGGGCCGGUUACUGGUGCACCAGUUCAGUAACAAACAAACAGAGAUGGCAUUAAGAGUGGCCUCCUUGGACUACCUGGGCACAGUGGCUGCUCGGUUGCGCAAAGACGCAGUCACCAGCAAGAUGGACCAGAGCUCUAUAGACCGCAUUCUUAAAGAGGCCACUGGCAAUGACGAGACCCAGCAGCUGCAGAAAGCCCUGUUGGACUACCUGAAUGAAAAUAUAGAGACGGAUCCCUCUCUUUUGUUUGCAAGGAAGUUCUACAUUGCUCAGUGGUUCAGAGACACCACUACAGAGUCAGAGAAAGCCAUGAAGUCGCAGAAUCAAAAGGAUGAUGAGGGAUCAGAAGGAACGCAUCACGCUAAGGACGUGGAAACCACGGGUGAGAUCAUGCAAAAAGCCGAGGCACGGAAGAAGUUUCUGCGCUCCAUCAUCAGGGCCACACCAUCGCAGUUCAGCACACUGAAGAUGAACUCUGACGCUGUGGACUAUGAAGACGCCUGCUUAGUUGUGCGAUAUUUGGCCUCCAUGAGGCCGUUUGCACAGAGCUUUGAUAUUUAUUUAACACAGAUUUUAAGAGUGCUGGGUGAGAGUGCCAUCGCUGUACGAACGAAGGCGAUGAAGUGUCUGUCUGAAGUGGUCGCAGUGGACCCAAGCAUACUGGCACGGUCGGACAUGCAGCGUGGUGUCCACGGACGACUUAUGGAUAACUCCACUAGUGUGCGGGAGGCUGCUGUCGAGCUGCUUGGCAGAUUUGUUCUGAGUCGCCCUCAACUGACUGAGCAGUACUACGACAUGCUUAUCGAAAGGAUAUUGGAUACGGGCAUUAGUGUGAGGAAGAGGGUGAUUAAGAUUUUGCGUGACAUCUGUUUGGAGCAGCCAACUUUCAACAAGAUUACAGAAAUGUGUGUGAAGAUGAUCAGGCGGGUCAACGAUGAGGAAGGCAUUAAGAAACUGGUGAAUGAAACAUUCCAAAAACUGUGGUUUACUCCCACUCCAAACCAGGACAAAGAAACCAUGACCAGGAAGAUCAUCAAUAUCACUGAUGUGGUGUCUGCAUGCCGGGAUUCAGGUUAUGACUGGUUUGAACAGCUGCUUCAGAAUCUACUGAAGACAGAGGAAGACGCCUCCUACAAGCCAACCCGAAAGGCCUGUGCUCAGCUCGUCGACAAUCUAGUGGAGCACAUCCUCAAGUACGAAGAGGAGUCUCUCACUGACUGUGAAAAUAAAGGGGUAAAUUCCAACCGCUUGGUGGCCUGCAUUACCACCCUGUACCUCUUCAGCAAGAUCCGAGCACAUCUGAUGGUAAAACACGCCAUGACCAUGCAGCCCUACCUGACCACCAAGUGCAACAACCAGAACGAUUUUAUGGUCAUCUGCAACGUGGCAAAAAUCUUGGAGUUGGUGGUUCCUCUGAUGGACCACCCCAGCGAGACCUUUCUCACCACCAUAGAAGAGGACCUGAUGAAGCUUAUCAUUAAAUAUGGCAUGACGGUUGUGCAGCAUUGUGUGAGCUGUCUUGGUGCAAUAGUGAACAAGGUCACUCACAAUUACAAGUUUGUGUGGGCUUGUUUUAACCGAUACUAUGGUGCACUGAACAAGCUGAAGACCCAACACCAAGAGGAUUCAAACAGCACGGUUCUAGUGUCCAACAAGCCUGCACUGCUGCGCUCUCUCUUUACUGUAGGGGCUCUGUGCAGGCAUUUUGACUUUGACCAGGAAGAGUUUAAAGGAAAUAACAAGGUUGUCAUAAAGGACAAGGUGCUGGAGUUGCUUCUCUGUUUCACCAAGAAUGAAGAUGAGGAGGUGCAGACCAAGGCCAUCAUUGGUUUAGGUUUCCUUUUCAUUCAGCACCCAGGCCUGAUGUUUGUCCCAGAAGUGAAGAACCUGUAUAAUGGUCUCCUUUCUGAGAGGAAGAGGUCUGUGAACCUGAAGAUCCAGGUGCUUAAGAAUCUCCAAACAUACUUGCAGGAGGAGGAUUCGAGAAUGCAGGAGGCUGACCGGGAAUGGAAGAAGCUGUCGAAACAGGAAGAUCUGAAGGAGAUGGGAGACAUCUCAUCAGGCAUGAGCAGCUCCAUCAUGCAGCUUUAUCUGAAGCAGGUGCUGGAAGCCUUCUUCCACACGCAGUCCAGCGUACGCCAUUUCGCUCUCAACGUCAUUGCUCUCACACUCAACCAGGGUCUUAUUCACCCAGUACAGUGUGUGCCCUACCUGAUUGCCAUGGGUACAGACCCUGAGCCUACAAUGAGGAACAAAGCAGACCAGCAACUAGUGGAGAUUGAUAAGAAGUACACAGGAUUCAUUCAUAUGAAGGCUGUGGCAGGGAUGAAAAUGUCCUACCAGGUCCAGCAGGCUAUAAUGCAAUCUCACAACACCAUCAUCCGAGGUUUCCGCCAGGAUGAGAGCAGCAGCGCACUCUGUUCGCACCUUUUCACCAUGGUGCGGGGGAAUCGACAGCACCGGAGAGCCUUCCUUAUUUCGCUGCUUAAUCUGUUUGACGACAGUGCGAAGACAGAUGUAAACAUGCUGCUGUUCAUCGCAGACAACCUGGCAUGUUUUCCUUUCCAAACCCAGGAGGAGCCUUUGUUUAUCAUGCAUCACAUCGACAUCACACUGUCCGUGUCCGGCAGCAAUCUGCUGCAGUCCUUUAAAGAGUCUUUGCUAAAGGACCCAGUGAAGAGGGAAAAGAUAAAGAAAAAGAAGAAGGAGCGAGAGAAGAAAUAUGGCUCAGAAGAGGAAGACGAGGACUACGUGGAACCACAGAGCAGCGGCUCACACACCAGCGAUGAAGAUGAGGAGGUCGUCCACAGGGCUAAAAAGCCCAGGCGGGCUGCCGUUGAUUCUGAUUUUGACUCAGACUUGGAUGCUGAUGACGUGGAUAAGGUCAUGGACCGGCUACCAGACAACACCAUGCCUCUGCUUGAUUUCGCCAACGCCUCUCAGGGCAUCCUGCUCCUUUUAGUGCUCAAACAGCACCUGAAGAACCUCUAUGGCUUCUCUGACAGCAAAAUCCAGAAGUAUUCACCCACUGAGUCAGCAAAAGUGUACGACAAGGCGGUAAACAGGAAAGGCAACGUACAUUUCCAUCCACGGCAGACGAUCGACUUCCUGACCAAUAGCCUCUCCAACACCGAGCUCACCUAUGAGGUCAAGAGGAGGAUUGUCCGGCAAUACUUGGACUUUAAGGUACUGAUGGAGCACUUAGAUCCAGACGAAGAGGAUGAGGAAGGUGAAGCAUCAGCCAGCAGCCACGCCAGAAACAAAGCCAUCACUGCUCUGCUGGGAGGCUCCAGCCCGAGAAACAAUGCCAAUGCUAACGCCGCUGAGUCAUAUGAUGAAGACAGUGAAGGAGAUGAGAAAAUGCCUGGGUCGUCACGGCGGUCUAAAAGAGGCGGCGAGUCUGGAGACGCAUCAGGUCACAUGAACGAAGCAGUAGAAGCCAUGGACGUCAUCGCAAUCUGCUGUCCCAAGUACAAGGACAGGCCACAGAUAGCACGCGUCAUCCAGAAGACGAGCAACGGUUACAGCGUUCACUGGAUGGCCGGCUCGUAUUCGGGCACUUGGGCCGAGGCCAAGAAGCGUGACGGACGUAAACUGGUGCCUUGGGUGGACACUAUCAAGGAGUCGGACAUCAUUUACAAGAAAAUCGCCUUGACGAGUGCGCACAAGCUGACUAACAAAAUGGUGCAGACUUUACGCUCACUGUACGCAGCCAAGGAGGGGACUUCCAGCUAAUCAAACCGACACUUACCCUGGCAGGAACUCUCAGCAGCCAAACUUUAUUUGGGAUCCAACAUUUUCUAAACUCAAGACAGUACGGCUAAAGUACUCACGGUCUCACAUGCUUCAGAUUCACUGUCAUGACGAACGAGUGAGGAGAGGGUGGGGACAAGGUCUGGGGCAGGGGAAGCAUUUUAAAACCCGUGAGGAACUGCAGGAACGCAUACUGGACACAUUUUAAGUUAAACAGGACAAACACAUUUAGAAGGAAAUGUUUGGAAAACAUUGUGUGGGAGCUCCUUCGCUGUUGUGCAGCAACUCGGUUGUGUGAUUUUUACUCCCACUGUAUCAUAGUUUAACAGGAAAAAAACAACAAACACAAAAACAAAAAAUGUUUAUAUCUCUGACAAAAAAUCUGUUUAAAAAAUAAACUUAAAGUGAAUGUUGGAAAUUAGUCUGUUGAUGUUCUUAAUAAAGUGUUCUUGGAGUUAAACCUAGCACCGGAUGGAUUUCUUUAGCUUAGCUCAGUGUCCAGGGAAAGAAUCUUUUAAAUAUUUCCUCUGCUUUAUGUUUUACUCCUUUUUUUGUUUACUCAUGCUGUACAAUGGAGUCUCCUGGACAUAAUUUAUUCUGUUCAAAGCAGAGCAGAGCAUGCAGUAUCUGUGGCCUACAUGCAGGGGGAGUUUUUCUUUUGUAAAUGUAGAUUUUGAUGUAUUAGGUCACCCUAGAGAGAAAAAAGGGAUCCCCAGCACUUCUGGCGGAACAAAUACUGCAAUAAAUUUUUUUACUUCUCUUUGUUA
Molecule: messenger RNA, 9215 nt
Organism: Trichomycterus rosablanca
Lineage: Eukaryota; Metazoa; Chordata; Actinopteri; Siluriformes; Trichomycteridae
Gene: nipblb
Product: NIPBL cohesin loading factor b
Exons: 47
Coding region: 463-8430 (2655 amino acids)
Biological process (GO): heart morphogenesis; brain development; replication-born double-strand break repair via sister chromatid exchange
Cellular component (GO): Scc2-Scc4 cohesin loading complex
Molecular function (GO): chromatin binding
Source: RefSeq, a predicted model, not a curated record